This is a messenger RNA of Camelina sativa (false flax), 986 nucleotides long. Lineage: Eukaryota; Viridiplantae; Streptophyta; Magnoliopsida; Brassicales; Brassicaceae. The record is from RefSeq and is a predicted model, not a curated record.
UUGAGAUAUUUGAGGAGAUAAUUAACAACUACAACUCAUCAGAUCACUUCGGAUUUUUCUCGUAAAAAUCUCUCACACUGUUAGUCAUUUUUUAAAGGAAUCGUGGGGUUUUCGUAAUCUGGUAGACAUGGCAUUGGGGAAGAAGAAACUAGGUGACGUGAAAUCAUCAUCAAACUCAAAUGGAAACGUAUUUGGUACUGAGGGAGGAAUAGGGCUAGGGUUAGAGUUUGUUAAGUACAAUAAGAGAGGAUUAGGGAGGAAGAGAAUACUGAUGUCAGGCAGCAAGAUUCGGGAUUCUACUAAAACCCACGAAGAAACAUUGGUGAAAAGUAGUGGAAAACUCGAAGCUCUACCUCAAGAUAUUUUGGUAAGGAUUAUAUGUGGAGUGGAGCAUGAAUACUUGAAGCAAUUGUUUAAUGUGUCCAAGACUAUACGAGAAGCUACAUUGAUAGCUAAGAAAUCGCAUUUCGAGUAUACUACACCAAGGAAAACUCUGUUUUCCCGGAGGAGUGGACUUGAAUCAAUGAUCGAGGGAGAUAAAAUCAAAGCUCCAUUGCAGAAAAAGUACGGCUUCUCGAGGAUACUCUGCCACAAGAAAGUUUCUAAAAUCUCAAUGGCUCUUUUCAAAUGAAUAUAUGGCAACAACUUGGGUUUGAAGAUCAAUGUCUUUCACCCAUACAUCUCUCAUUGUUGCUGCAAAUAUUAUAAGAAGAUUGUACAUGAGACGCUAUCACACAAUCCGGUUUCUUCAAGAGCUUUUGUUGAAGAAACCAGUCUCUUUUAGGAGUCUUGUUUAGCUUUCUUCUAGGGGUUUAUAGUUCUUUGUAAAUUGUUGUUAGAUAGAAAGUGGGAUGAUAAGGCCUUUGCAAUGCUAAGCUUGGAACACGGCCGUAAUCGUUUCCGAUGAAUUUUCAAAAGAAACAGAGGAGCUAGAAAUUUACUUGAGAGGUAAGCAAGCUUGGUUGGAUAUAGAAAUCGACUACGGC